Molecule: messenger RNA, 1647 nt
Organism: Peronospora belbahrii
Lineage: Eukaryota; Oomycota; Peronosporomycetes; Peronosporales; Peronosporaceae
Source: the annotation of a GenBank genome assembly
AUGACGGUUAAAUAUCGCAAUAGCGGGGCACAGGCGGCUGCAUCCUUCGUACCUCUCGACAAGCACUUCCAGACGUUUGUCUCUCAAGCACGUGACCAUGUUCAAGAUGCAAUUGAUCCAUCAGCUAACGCCAUUGAUCUGACACUCGAUGACGUGCCUCAAAACUCGAAACGUCGCCGCUCGUUCUACGAGGAUUCUGACGACGACAAUAGUGCGAAUCGAGCGUCGAAGACGGCGUUGGAUUUGAUUCGACAGAGUCGUAAACGUUUCGUAGCAUCUACAAAGUCUUUUCAGGUGAAAAAACCAUCCGUAGAGACAUUAGGAGCUCCAUGUUACUAUUUAGACUCAGAUCAAGAGCCACAGGAUUUAUUGAUUCACGCAAACAAGAAGGUGUUUGGUAAUGAUUGUUUCCGACAGAAUCAACGACAAGUGAUAGAGACUACAAUGCGUGGUGAAGAUUGUUUUGUACUAAUGCCUACAGGAGGUGGAAAGAGUCUUUGCUAUCAAUUACCAGCUAUCUUGUCAAAAGGCGUGACAAUUGUAGUUUCACCACUACUGUCGCUUAUUCAAGAUCAAGUUACAGCUUUGGUUCAAAAUCCACACUGUGGAAUUCCAGCUGCAUUUUUGACAAGUCAAACAGUGUUAACACUUAAGAACGCUAUCACGGCAGAACUACGACGACCUGUACCUAGUGUCAAAUUACUCUAUUUGACACCUGAGAAAAUUGUCAAGUCAGACGAGAUGAUGAACUUGCUACAGAUUUUAUAUUGCAAUAAGGCACUUGCGAGGUUUGUAAUUGACGAAGCUCAUUGUGUCAGUCAAUGGGGACAUGACUUUCGUCCGGAAUACAGUCAGCUAGGAUUAUUGAAAAAGACUUUUCCAGACAUACCGCUUAUGGCAUUGACGGCUACUGCGCCACCUAAGGUCAUUCAAGGUGUGCAGCGUUCACUCCGUAUUUCAAAAGGGCUAGUGUUUUCAAUGAGCUUUAACAGACCGAAUCUUACAUUUGAAGUGCGCGACAAACCGCGUGUUAGCGACAAGAAGGCCAUGGAGGCUCUCUACGAGUUUAUUUCAACAACGUAUUCGCCCCACGAGGUAGGGAUUGUGUACUGCAUGACGAAGCAGGAUAGUGAAGAUGUGGCAAAUUAUCUGUUCGACCGUCAACUGAGUGCUGACUUUUACCACGCUGGUCAGUCCGCGACGGACCGACAUAUGGUGCAAGAAGCGUGGCAGAAUGGACAGCUUAGUAUCGUGUGUGCAACGAUUGCAUACGGGAUGGGCAUUAACAAGCCGGACGUUCGCUUCGUGAUCCACUUCUCGGUAGCCAAGUCCAUCGAAGGCUACUACCAAGAGGCUGGUCGCGCCGGGCGAGACGGCAAACCGUCGCAGUGUAUCUUAUUUUACAGUCCACGCGACGUGUCCAAAUUGCGCAGCAUCCUUUUUAUGCCUCAGAAGGGAAUGACUAAGAAAACGCGUGCUGUGCACAUGGAAAAACUCCGAUCCAUGGCCGAGUAUUGCGAGGACAAAACGACGUGCCGUCGUCAACUACUUAUGUCGUACUUUGGCCAAACGUUUCAGCGCUCGGAAUGCAAGCGAACGUGUGACAAUUGUCAAUGUGUUCAAGGCUCCAACCGUCUGACAUGCUAG